AUGACUGAAAUAAAUGAUGAAAGCAGUUCUUCUUUGAUAACAGUGGAAGAAAAUGAAGCUGAGACUGUUCCUUAUGAUACUUUUGUUGAAAAUGAAGCUUUAAAUAUUGAUACUAGUUUUGAAGAUAAUCUAAUGUCAGAAGAGGGAGAUGCAGCAACGGAUGGGGGAUCAUCGUUACCUGAAGAACAAAAGAAAAAACAUAUAUUUUUAGUUAAUUGGGUAAUCAUUGAUCAACAACCAUUCACUCUUGUCGAGAAUCAAAGCUUCAAAAAAUUUAUGUUAGAA
Messenger RNA from Funneliformis geosporum, 285 nucleotides. The record is from the annotation of a GenBank genome assembly. NCBI's taxonomy places the organism in Eukaryota, Fungi, Glomeromycota, Glomeromycetes, Glomerales, Glomeraceae.